Messenger RNA from Porites evermanni, 7143 nucleotides. Lineage: Eukaryota; Metazoa; Cnidaria; Anthozoa; Scleractinia; Poritidae. The record is from the annotation of a GenBank genome assembly.
UGUGUAAGCCAGAAAGAAAAGUAUUCUGCCGUCUUCUUCAAGAACUACCUGGUAUUUCAAAUCCAUUUGCCCAAAAAAUUCUUGCAAGUUGCCCAAAUUUUUACAAAACAGUCGAAAAGAAACUAGGGCCAUACCAUGCAACAACAUAGGCCAUACUGGCAGAUGAAAGUGGCUCGAUACAGUUUUUCAGGGUCAAUACCAGCCAAGUUUGAGCAUAAACUACGUCGCCAUAAAUGAGCAUUUGAAAAAAUUGCCACCACAAAUGCAUAGGCAUACGGGCCGGGGGGGCAAGGGGGGCUGCAGCCACCCCAAAUUUUGGGCAACUCAGAUUUUUUGGGCAGCAAGAGAAAAUUUGGGCAUAGGCUGGUUUCAAAGACGUUUCCACGUUUUUGUUAUUAUUAUAAUUAUUAUUUUGAAGAGAUAAAUAUUUUCUAUAUUAAUCUGAAAAAAAUCCUGAAGUAAUAAUCCAGUUACAUUCUCUUAAGACAUUGAUUGCCUAGCACGUGAUGAGUUUCUGGUUAUUAGGGAAGGGUAUCAUAUGUUGAUUUACAUAUAUAUAGUUUUUUAUUGUUGAGCACUGUACUGCACUGCACUGCACUAACUGGAAUGGGCUCUGUCCAGUCGUGAAUUGAUUAUAAUAAACUUCUGCAUAUCUUUUUAGAAUCAUCUCCUCUCGUAGAACAGUGUAUGGCAGAUAGCAUCAGCAAUGGGUCUGAAAAUGAAGAAGUGGCUGACUAGUUCUCUGUUCGAUAAUGGCCAAACAUCAAGAUUUUCCUUUUUCUACCAUAUUUCUAUAACACUCUCACAGUUUCCAUUUUAGCUUCACGAACAUCGAGGCGACUAUUUGAGGAAAAAGCUUCCGUGAGCGAUUUUGUAAGAACAGUUCCCAGUGCUGAGAAAUAUUGCUGCAAGUAAAAUUGGCAAUGGUGCACUCCGUUGCUAUGACAACUCCAAUGUCAUUGCAUUCCUGAUCAUGAGAAAUUUUCAUCUUUAUCUAAUAAAACUGUGGUGGCAAUUUUUCCAAAUGUUUGUCUGUGGUGACGUAGUUAUGCUCAGAACUGGGAGGUAUUGACCCUGAAAAACUGUUACAGUAUCGAGCCACCUUCAUAUGCAAGUACAGCCUAUGUUGUUGCAUCGUAUGGCCCUCGUUUCUUUUCGACUGUACAAAAAAAAAAAUUGGGGCAACUUGCGAGAAUUUUUUGGGCAAAUGGUUUACUGCCCCCCCUGACAAAAAAAUUUCCCAUACACCUAUGCACAAAUGUAUUAGAUAAAGAGGAAAAUUUGUCAUGAUCAGGGUUGCAGUGACAUCAGAGUUGUCAAAUGAUGCCUAACCUAUCAUACUUGCAGCAAUAUUUCUCAUUGGGAACUGUUCUUAGUUUACAAAAUCGUUCAGGGGAGCUCUUUCCUCCAAUAGUUGCCUCGAUAUUCAUGAAGUUAAAACAGAACUGUAUGAGAGCGUUAUCGAGAUAUUUGUCAAUAAAGAAAUGUUAAAGAAAUAAUAAUAAAAAUAAAGAAAGAAAUAAAAAAAGAAAAAAGAAAAAAAAAGAAAAAAAGAGAUAUUUUGGGAUGAAGUUUUUAUUGUUAGAUUAAAUACGGUAAAAAAGGAAAAUCUUGAUGUUUAGUUGUUAUCUGAAGAAAACGAAGUGCAUUUGACAUGCAAUUUCACCUCAUAGUUAGUUUCAAUCUUUUUAAAAAUGUGUGUGAAAGAUCAUGGAGAUAGUUCUGGCCAAUUGCAAUAAAGAAGGAUUUGAUUAGUAUGAUGGCGCUCUUUUUAGGGGUUUUGUAAACAUUUCGGUCUACCUUAACAAAUAUUAGUGAAUAAUUUUUAAACCACUCACUAGAUUUUCUUAAAAAAUUAAGAUUCUUUUCGUAAUUCAAACUGAGAAUUAGUCAGUCACUUCUUCACUUUCAGACCCAUUGCUGAUGCUAUCUGCCAUACACUGUUCUAGGAGUGGAGGUGAUUCUAGAAAGUUAUGCGAAGUUUAUUCUAAUCAAUUCACGACUGGAAAUAGCCCAUUCCAGCUAGUGCAGUGCGGUACAGUGACCAACAAUAAAAAAAAAAUCAGCAUAUGAUACCCUUCCCUUGUAACCAGAAACUCAUCAUGACUGCUAGGCAACCACUGUCUUGUGUGAAUGUAACUCAAUUAUUACGCCAACUUCAGGUUAAAUAGAAAAUAUUUAUCUCUUCAAAAUAAUAAUAGUACUAAAAAACAUGGAAACGUCUUUAAAAACUGGCUUUGCCCAAAUUUUCCCUUGCUGCCCAAAAAUCUGAGUUGCUCAAACUUUGGGGGAGCUGCAGCCCUCUCGCCCCCCCCCCCCCCCCCCCCCCCCCCCCCCCCCCCCCCCCCCCCCCCCCCCCCCCCCCCCCCCCCCCCCCCCCCACACCCAACACCAACCCCCCCCACCACCCCCCACACCCCCACAAACAAAACAACCCUCCACUCCUACCCCACCUAAACAACCACGCAACACUCCCACUCCAUCCCCCGCACGCCACCCAAACAGUUUAUCCACUGGGUUUGGCUGUAGUUUCCCGUGGUCUCCUAAAAUACGCUUCGUGUCCAAUUUGGGGGGGCCGCCAGCCCCUCGGCCCCCCCCCCACCCAUUCCCCCCCCCGGCCCGUACGCCUAUGUUUCAAAGCAGACCGACUCACACAGAGGCAAAAGAGCUAUCUGCGAUUUCAUACUAUUCUAUGCUCAAGCAAGCAGAACUAUACUGACUGUUCUUAGCCAACUGAGAAUGUCGCUUAUGUUCCCCUAUUCGCCUAACAAAUCGACUUCAAUAAGAUGGAAUACUUUCAGGAGGUUACAGCGAGACGUUUCAUAGAAAAUCAGUGUAAUUUUCUGACUGCCAGGCCAGCAUUCUACUCCUGGCUGGGUAUUACUACGAUUUGAAUAUCAAACACUCCGUAAACAAACGAAAAAAACGGGGACCUCAAUUGAUUUCAUAUUUUGAAACUAUUGCUCAUGCAGUUAAAACGAAGAAAACAAAACGUUCGACAGAUACACAAUGAAGUUAUGAAUAGAAGAAAAUCAUAUAUCCACUGGUUCCGCACGGAAAUUCAUAUAUUAAAGGGAAUUGACAGACGCGAAGAUAAAGAAUGAUUAUCACGCAUUUACGACUUGAUUCACUGUGUGAAUACAAACUGAAAUUGUGAAGUUUGAGUACAAAUGCCUAGCGUUAAUGAAUUAAAGUUGCAAAGUGUUCAAGAACUUAAAAUCAGAAAAGACUAACCUUUUUCCAUGGCAAAAAGACACCCAAACAGCAAUUCAGCAAAGGUAAAAGAAAGAAGGAAGUCUUGUAUUACGGUCCUUUGGCUCACUGUGCCAACUCCGAGACCUGGGGGGUACUCCCAUACAUUACAGAAACGGGUAUGUGCCGCCCGACGGGGUCGUGAUUUUAGAACGGGGUAUCUAUUUCAGGGGUUUAAAUUUCAGAGGCGUUUUCUAGAGCGGGGUAUAAUAUUUCGAACGCACGAAAGCUCCAGUUUUGUGAGCAGCCGUUUGUGUUUAAGGACAGAUUGCUUUUAAAAAUACGGUUCAGUGCGUUAACAAGCAAACUGUUGUACUCUUGUUGCACCCCUGUGUUUUAGCGUGCAGGGCGGGCGUAUUUUGGCGCGAGUCCCGAGCGCUGACCCCGCCAUCUUGGAUAAAUAGGCGCGCGGAAGUCUGGAACGAGUCCAUAAUGUACCCGAGGGUUGACCCGAGGGAGAUGGAGACGGGCUCAAAUCGUUAGCUUACGAGUGUGGUUCUGUGCGUGGUGAGAGAUUUUGCGUCAUAAUUAACCGCAUUGUAUCCACAUACGCAGGAAACGUACUCUGAAUGAUUAUGAAGAAGCAUUUAUUUGAUGUAUAAGUCGAACAAAUAAAGAAAUAUCUUUUUUAAAAAACAGGGCUAUUUCAAUUUACAAACUUUCUAGAACGGAAUAUGAAAAAUUGGCCCAUUUCGAGAACGGGGUAUCAGUUUUAGGGCGAAUUCUAGAACGGGGUAUGAAAAAUUGGCUCAUUUCUAGAACGGGGUAUCAAUUUUACGGGAAAGUUUUUUUAGAACGGGGUGCCAAUUUGGAGUCCCGGCGGCACAUACCUACCCAAAAAAUACCCAACUGCGCCCCCCCCCCCCCCCCCCCCCCCCCCUUUGUCCGAGUGAAGUCUGGGAAAGAGUGACCGAGCCGAGAAUGCCAAGGGACUAGGCUGGGUGUUUUGGUGUGAUCUGGGCACAGGCGGCCCAAGCUCAUGACAUGAACGCGGACGUGACUCUUGCUUGCGAGCGGUGUUGCGUUACAAACGGUUAUUUAAAAAGGUUUUUAUGGGAUGUAAACGGUUUUUCUUAAAAGAGAGAAAAAAUGUUAUGUUUUUAAAUAAAAUCAACUUAGGGACUUGUCAGAAAUUAACAGGGGGGGAGGGGGGUGGGAAUUUUAAAUUUGGGUUCGGAAAUGAGGUGACCCAUCCCUGCAAUAAGAGUGAAAUUUGCUAACCCUCCCCUUGACCGUGGCCUAAAAUAUCAUGACCCUCCCCCUCUAGUAUAAAAGAUAAAAUCUAGUUCUUGCAAUACACUAGGGUGAGUCAGUAUUAUGAAAGCCCAAAAUAUAUUUCUAAUCUGUUCUUUGUAAUGCCAUAUACAUACAUUUUAGAUGACAGCAUUAAGAGUCCGACUCUGAUUCUGACAGCUGAUCACUCGACUCUCCUACUUCUCCCAGUUUUUUUUUACAAAAUAAAGAACUCCUUUUUUCUUCUGUGGGUGAACCUCUACAUGAUCACGGACACAUAUUUGCAUGACCCACCCCCUUUUAACGGGCCAUUUUUCAUGACCCCUCCCUUUUCUGCAGUCUCAAAAAGUUGUGACCCUCCCUCUAUUUCCACCCCCCCUCCCCCCCUGCUAAUUUCUGACAAGUCCCUUACCUUAUUGCUUUGUUGUAUUCUUUGUUGUUUGCUCGCGUCUCAAGCCGUUUUGAAGCGUUUUCGACAAGUUAGCGCUAUUUUGGUGUUCCACUAGCUUUUAGCGGUACUAAAACUCAGUCACUUCAAAAUACCCGGCCACUUAUCAGAAUGCUUUAGAGAACAAGGCAUAACAAGGCUUCGGCAAAGUCUUCUAUGAGAACGCCACUCCAGGCCCAUUGCUACUAAUUUACUCCCAGAUAUGGCAGUUUCGAAAACGAAGACCGAAGCACGAAGCACCCAAAUCUCGAAAACCAAGCGCCCAAAUCUCGACUAUUAUCAAUGCUGCGUCCUGAUUGGUUGAGCUAAUACUAGGCUAUAUGUAAUAGCCCACUAGUAGCGAAAAGCGCGGGCUUUUUGGCGGCAAAAAAGAAUUAAAUUCUGGCUUUAACUAGCUAAAUUUUUUUUAUUCUCGAUAUUUUUGACCAACUAUAGGUGGAUUUUACUAAAACAAUUAUUCCUCUCGCCCUCGUGGCCUCUGAGUCAAUAGCCCAUUGGGCCUUCGGCCUCAUGGGCUAUUGACUCAGAGCCCACUCGGGCUCGAGGAAUAAUUGUUAAUUAGUCAUGUAUAGAAGUGGCUAGAAGAAGACUUUUAUAGAGUAGUUAAUUUAGCUUCAUGUUAUGCAGGCAACUCAAGUCAAAAGUUGGUUACUGUCCCUGCCAUAAAAAUUCAUAACAAGUCAUGACCUCAGUGGGGCAGUCUCAUGCAGGGCUUCCACAGAAGCGUCCUGUUUUUUCUCUGAGCUGAUCAUAUCCUUCCAAAUUAUUAUGUAAAAGUUUAUUUCUGGGAGUUAAUAGUUAAAAUUAUUCCUUUUUUGAUCAUUACAUGUAUCAGGGCUGUCACUAAGGGCUGGCAUCUGGGGAUUUCCCAUGGCUUCUAUGAACAUGAUUAUCUGAAUUUGAAUAUUAACUAAUGUGACACACUUUGUCAGUUAAGGCCUACCUCUCAGAAUCACUUCAUGUAUUUGGAAGAAAUGACUUCCAGCUACUUUCAUUAGAAACAAAAGGAAAAAUUAUAGAGCCCAUGGAAAUUCCUGGCUGUUCCACUCCCCAGCCACUAAUUGCAUAUACCCGGCAACUUGCAACAGCCCCUCACCCUUUUUUAGUGUAGUGAACUUGCCUAAACUCAAACUGCGUAAUAUAAAGGUUUGGUCAAACAGCUAUACCAUUGUGCUGCAAGGUUAAUUUGUUGAGUGGGAAAUUUUGAAGCUAUCUUUAGCUAACAUUUAUGUUGUCAUAUUGUUCUGAUACAAAUGUACUGAGUACAGCAAAGCACAACAGAGUUGCGAACUAUGUGACUGAAGGUUUUUUAUGUUUGUUAAAGCUAUAAACAGACAGUUAUUACUGCAAGCCCCCAGGUGAGCAACAAACUCAUCUUUGGGACUCCUGUUGUUCCUUGGGUGUCCUGUCACUAAAAAAACCAUCACUAACUCGAUGUUUGUGUCAGAAUGAUCUUUAGCAGAAAUGAUCAGCAGUAUCAUUAUAAAAAUUAUUAAUUGACCCAUUAAAAGGGUCUGUUAAAUAUCAUUAGCAAAAUGUAUGUCAGUUCAUCAUCAUUUGCCCAGUAUCUACUUAAACAAAAAAACAUUUGGCUAUAAAAAAAAAAAACUGUGAUAAAACUUUUCUUAUAAACAUUAUGAGAAAUUUUAAAAGAAAGUUUCAAAAGAUGAUGAUGCUUCGACAGUCUCUGACGUCUUCAAGUGAAACUAGCUUAUGCAUGUUCAUUAAAUGGAUGAAAAACAGUACAUCAUUGAAAAGAAAAGUAACAUAUUUAAUAUGUUACAAGUUAAACAAAGAGUUUCACACUAAUGGAGUCACUGUGUGUCUUGAGACUGGGCCUUAGUUCUUUGAUGCAUAAUGUCUCGUAAAUGAGGCAGUCAUCUGCACACAGCAUUAUAACUACAUAUUUGUAACCUCUAGUUUAUUUAUGAUAGAAGCAGUGUCAUUGGCCGGUUCUCAAGGAGGGUUGUGGUCAGUUGAAGGCGGAAACUGGAGAUGUCUGUGAUGGUUUGCUUUCCAACUCCAAAGCAACAGUGUACAAGAAUACCAGGGUAACAGAAGUAGUAAAAAAAAACAAUGGCAAUACUGAAAGGCCUGUCUACACAUUAAAAGGGGACGGCAACAUUUCAGACAAACAAUACGACAUGGUGAUUGUUGCAGUCCCAUUAGAAAUUAGUAGCUAUUUCUUUUAUUGUAAAGGCUGCAAAAAC